Rhagoletis pomonella (apple maggot) is the source of this 1201-nucleotide messenger RNA. RefSeq names its product transcription initiation factor TFIID subunit 4-like. The transcript is spliced from 5 exons. Gene Ontology annotation, biological process: DNA-templated transcription; transcription initiation at RNA polymerase II promoter. The record is from RefSeq and is a predicted model, not a curated record. Gene Ontology annotation, molecular function: RNA polymerase II general transcription initiation factor activity; DNA binding. Gene Ontology annotation, cellular component: transcription factor TFIID complex. Lineage: Eukaryota; Metazoa; Arthropoda; Insecta; Diptera; Tephritidae. Bases 1 to 1101 code for a protein of 366 amino acids.
AUGCAGAAUGAGAUAACACUCAGCACACUAGCACCUGGACAAACGCCUGCACUCAUUUUGAAAACCGAAAAUGGAUAUCAAUUGCUGCGCGUUGGCACGGCCACCUCGGGCCCGGUGACACCAACCAUUGGCGGCAGUGGCGGCACUAACUCCACCAACCCGGCACAAAUUCGUUUACAAACUGUACCAGCUGCUGUAAGUAGAUUCACAGGGCCUCCUAUAGCACUUCGUAAAACGAUUGUAAGAUCAUCCACCUCCACAAGUACCACUACUACCACCCACCACCACCAACAUCAUCAACAACAGCAGCAAGCAAAACAGCACCAACAACAGGCAACAGUGACGAAACAGAUAAAACAAAAUUCGAUGGCAGUGUCCUCGUCCACAUCCAAUAAUAUUGUUGUGAACUCCGUUGCAUCGAAUACUGCCGGCCCACAUCAUUCAUACACGUCCCAAGCGAAUAUAACAUUGCAGCAGCCUCAGCAUCAUCAGACCACACUGCAACAUCAACAACAGCAAUCGCAUCUGCAAUCGCAACACCACCAACAAAUCCACCAGCAGACGCAACAUUUGCUCCCUCAGCCCCAGAUUACCCAAAUACAAACAAUUCCAGCACAACAUUCAGCCGGUGCGACCGCCUCUACGGGCACUUCGAACACAACGACAAUGAGUAACAACCACAGCGCGGUGGUGUCCACGGCAAGUGCCGGCACAACGACGGGGACACCAACUAUGGCGACAACGCAAAGCGCUGCGCAAGGAAAUACCAAAGAGAAAUGUCGAAAAUUCUUGGCUAACUUAAUUGAUUUGGCAACGCGCGAACCCAAGCCGGUGGAAAAGAAUGUGCGUAACCUUAUCCAAGAGUUGGUAAAUGCGAACGUUGAGCCAGAGGAGUUUUGCGAUCGGCUGGAACGACUGUUAAAUGCCAGUCCACAACCUUGUCUAAUUGGAUUUUUGAAGAAAAGUUUACCGCUGCUGCGUCAGGCGCUUUUUACUAGAGAACUUGUAAUUGAAGGCAUUAAGCCCCCCCCCGCAGCAUGUAGCCGGUUUGACUACCUUACAACAGUUUCCGAAAAUUCAAGCGCAAAUACGCCCCAUUAGUCAAAAUCAAACGACUACCAUCGGACAGACGCAAGUGAGAAUGAUUUCGCCUGGUGGGCCAGGUGGUCCCCGACCUAUUGGACAUACGACGAUCACAAAG